Molecule: messenger RNA, 738 nt
Organism: Saprolegnia parasitica CBS 223.65
Lineage: Eukaryota; Oomycota; Saprolegniomycetes; Saprolegniales; Saprolegniaceae
Exons: 1
Coding region: 1-738 (245 amino acids)
Source: RefSeq, a predicted model, not a curated record
AUGGCCGGACGCGGACGAGGCAAGGCGGCGACGCUCCCUGCAUGGAUGACCAACCCGACCAACAGCGUCGCUGCUGCGGCUGCUGCUGCUAUCAAGCCUGUCGAAGCCGUCAAGGGCCAGUUCGAUGACGCCGACAGCCGCCGGGGCCGCGACCACGGGCACAUCUCGUCGCGCGAUGCACGCGACCAUGGGCACACCUCGUCGCGCGAUGCUCGCGACCAUGGGCACACCUCAUCGCGCGAUGCCCGCGAUGAGCGAAGCGCAUCCAAGCCCGAGCACACGGAAGAGCGCAGCAACCACUCGCGUGGCGAAGAGAGCCGCCACGCGCCGUCCGAGCGAUCGGAUCGGCGGCGCGACGAGCCCCGGUCGGACCGGUACGAAUCCUCGCGCUCGAGCCGCCACGACGACCGCCGCCGCAGCCAGGAACGCAGCAGCCGCCGUGACUCGCGUGACCGCCGUGACAGACGAAGCCGCGAACGUGGCUCCAGCCGUCGUGAUUCGCGUGACCGCGGCAGCGACCGCAACCGUGGGUAUGGUUCGACGUCCGACCGCGACCGUGGCUACGGCGUCUCGUCCUCGGACCGUGACCGCGGCUACGGCUCGACGUCCGACCGUGAUCGUGGCUACGGUGUCUCGUCCUCGGAUCGUGACCGUGGGUAUGGCCGCGACACGCAGGACUCCCGCAGCCACGGCGCGUCGGACGACCGCCGUCGCAGCCGCUCGCGCGAUCGGCGCUAA